AUGGCUGGCCCCAAGCCGAGGGCCACACCAGCUACCGUCGUCGAGGUAGCUGACGAAGGCGGUGUAGUGAUCCUCAGCGAUGACCCAGUCAACAGUCUGACUGUUGACGGCCUGCCCAUGGGGGUUCUGAAGGAUGCCAACAAACAGACUGCGGCCCAAAUCGUCGAGAUGUUCAAGGAGAAGGCUCCCGGCACGCCCCGCGAGGUGCACGACAACAUCCUCAGUCCCCUGAAGGAGGGCGCUUUUCACCACAACAAGAGUUCUCGAACUAAGCCAUCGGAUUUAAAUUUCCCUCUGGCUGAAAAGAUGUGGGACAAGCAGGUCAGGGGACCUUGGUGGUACAACAUCACCUACGAGAAUUGGUUCGUUCUCGUAGGCAUCUACGGACUCGGAAAACUCAAUGCCAGCGCCGCCGGAGCGGCUAUCAGAGGUUCUGUCCAGAGACGCUACGGGGGCGACAUUGGCACUGAUCUUACCUGGCGAAACCACCUAGUUGACCAGGGACAGCAUGCACGACACCUCCUGAUCCAACUGGCAACAAGAUUCGGUAAACUGCAGCGGACUAUAGAUAAACAGCAGGAGACUGUAUAUCAACAGCAGAAGACCAUACAGAAACUUGUAGAGGAACGGCAGCAAGGCCUUACUGGUCACAACCAAGAUGCCUCGCAGACUGUCGAUUACGACGAGGAAAUGGAGAAAUGGGCCCGCUACUACGGCUACGGAGACGAAGACGAAGACUAA
Molecule: messenger RNA, 741 nt
Organism: Fusarium fujikuroi IMI 58289
Lineage: Eukaryota; Fungi; Ascomycota; Sordariomycetes; Hypocreales; Nectriaceae
Exons: 2
Coding region: 1-741 (246 amino acids)
Source: RefSeq, a predicted model, not a curated record